AUGGGAGUGGAAGAUCCCGAGACACACAUCCAUACCUUCCAAUCGGCCUUGGGUUGCAAAGGGCUCACCGAUGAAGGCCAGUGCCUAUUAUUUCCAUCCACCUUAGUCAAAGCGGCACUAAAUUGGUUCUAUAGGCUGGAGCCAGGUAUGGUAGACUCUUUCGAUCAAUUAAAGCGAACUUUCCUCAAUCAUUUUAUGAUACAGACUGAUCGUCUUUACUCAACCGACGACCUCUACACCAUUCGGCAAGGAGACGACGAGCCCUUUCGAGAGUAUGCAGCCAAAUUCAACCACGAAUACUCUAGAUGUUCGGAAACUGAAGAUUGGGCAGCAUUUGGCGGUUUCAAAAGCGGCCUCCGUUCAUCACAGUUCCGCUACAUGGUCUACAGUAACAACUGGACGACAUACGGCGAACUCAUGAAACAUGUAGCAAUCCAUGCCAAAGCCGAGCAUUUCAAUUCCAAGGGACAACCUUCAGCGCCCUCUUGCCCAUCGACACCUAUAGAUUGUCCAAAGGAUCAAAUCCACAACCGCUUCCCGUCUGCCCGAACAAACCAAUCCGUCCCUUUCCAAACGGCACCACCAGUGUCAACUCCUUUUACUUGA
Molecule: messenger RNA, 606 nt
Organism: Prunus armeniaca (apricot)
Lineage: Eukaryota; Viridiplantae; Streptophyta; Magnoliopsida; Rosales; Rosaceae
Source: the annotation of a GenBank genome assembly